CCAGUCAGGAUGUUGGUCUGCUACACAGGAAGUAAGGUCAGGCUAGCUUGACGAGCACGUUGUAAGGCGUUAAUUUUGCAAUUGUUUUGUUCUGUUUAAGGUUAAUUCUCUUUCCAGUAAACUUAUAGAGUUCAUUCAUCAUGCUGAUCAAAGUUAAGACCCUGACUGGAAAGGAAAUAGAGAUCGACAUCGAGCCCACUGACAAGGUGGAGCGAAUUAAGGAAAGGGUUGAGGAGAAGGAAGGGAUCCCUCCGCAGCAACAGAGGCUCAUCUACAGCGGAAAACAAAUGAAUGAUGAGAAGACGGCUGCAGACUACAAGAUCCAGGGCGGCUCAGUGCUCCAUCUUGUGUUGGCGUUAAGAGGAGGAUCAGAACCCCACAAUUGCAGCAUACGCCUCUCCUCCUCAUCAUGAGGUGCUGACGUGAAGCCUGCUGAGUGCCAACACCACAGCAUUCAAAACUAUGUUGGAACUAAUUAGGCAGAUGAAAAUAAUUAUAAUAAAAAAACAGUAACCCUCCAAAAAAACAAACAUGGACGCUCUAAUACAUGUGUAGAUUGUUUUUCGUGUUAACCUAAGUUGUUUUAUUUGAGUUUGUGCAGUCAAAGCACCGCAGUUUGAAGAUUGCGAUCUUUGCUUGUGAAUAAAGGUGAAAGUUGA
This is a messenger RNA of Girardinichthys multiradiatus, 659 nucleotides long. It is a transcript of the gene nedd8l, whose product is annotated as NEDD8 ubiquitin like modifier, like. Gene Ontology annotation, cellular component: nucleus; cytoplasm. Gene Ontology annotation, molecular function: protein tag activity; ubiquitin protein ligase binding. The transcript is spliced from 4 exons. The coding region runs from base 141 to 413 and encodes 90 amino acids. The record is from RefSeq and is a predicted model, not a curated record. Gene Ontology annotation, biological process: modification-dependent protein catabolic process; regulation of proteolysis; protein neddylation. Lineage: Eukaryota; Metazoa; Chordata; Actinopteri; Cyprinodontiformes; Goodeidae.